Messenger RNA from Staurois parvus, 567 nucleotides. Lineage: Eukaryota; Metazoa; Chordata; Amphibia; Anura; Ranidae. The record is from the annotation of a GenBank genome assembly.
GGAUAUAGUGAAUGCAGGGUCCGGGGAGACUGGAUAUAGUGAAUGCGGGGUCGGGGGAGAGCGGAUAUAGUGAAUGCAGGGGUCUGGGGAGAGCGGAUAUAGUGAAUGCAGGGUCCGGGGGAGACCGGAUAUAGUGAAUGCAGGGUCCGGGGAGAGAGAUAUAGUGAAUGCAGGGUCCGGGGAGAGCAGAUAUAGUGAAUGCAGGGGUCCGGGGAGACCAGAUAUAGUGAAUGCAGGGUCCGGGGAGAGCGGAUAUAGUGAAUGCAGGGUCCGGGGGAGAGCGGAUAUAGUGAAUGCAGGGUCCGGGGGAGACCAGAUAUAGUGAAUGCAGGGUCCGGGGAGAGCAGCGGAUAUAGUGAAUGCAGGGUCCAGGGGAGAGCGAGAUGCAUUAGUGAAUGCAGGGUCUGGGGAGAGCAGAUAUAGUGAAUGCAGGGUCCGGGGAGAGUGGAGAUAUAGUGAAUGCAGGGUCCGGGGAGAGCGGAUAUAGUGAAUGCAGGGUCCGGGGAGAGCGGAUAUAGUGAAUGCAGGGUCCAGGGAGAGCGGCUAUAUUGAAUGCAGGGUCCAGGG